Molecule: messenger RNA, 1224 nt
Organism: Rhizophagus irregularis DAOM 181602=DAOM 197198
Lineage: Eukaryota; Fungi; Glomeromycota; Glomeromycetes; Glomerales; Glomeraceae
Source: RefSeq, a predicted model, not a curated record
AUGUCCACACCCACGAUUAUUGCAACGGAAAAUUUAGUCGAGGAAAUGGAAAGCUGGGGUCUUCACCAUGCAACAUACUGGAGUAGUGAUCUAAACUCAUGGGGAAGUGUGAGCGACUGGGACGUUUAUUUUAUCGACAAGACUCCUGGGUGUACUAAAGACGAAGCACAUCGGUCCCUGAGUCUUGAACUUAAUAUCCUUCUUAAGAAACUGUCAGACAGAAGUCGACAAUAUUCCAAGGCAAACGCCUUGAAAAAGGCUUUGGAGAACUCUGAUAACGAUUCCGCAAAUAUUUUGUUAUGGAAUAAGCAUCUCAAAGAAUUAGAAUCGAUAGCUAUUUCAGAUUUGGUACAUAGAGUAUCGCACUAUCAAAAGUAUUACUAUACAAGAAGAAAUUGGACGAGCCAAAGAGCAGAUAUCAGAGAAAUAAAAAAAAAUAAAGCUAGCACGAAAGAAUGUGAGAUAUCAUCUAGUUCUUCCAGCAGUAAAAAUGACGAGAACUACAACAAGCAAGAAGAUGAUGAUGCUAUAAUUAGCGGUAUGUUACAAGUGAAUGUGUGCUACAAGUUUAUUACAUUACCAAUGCAUAUAUUUUCAGAUUUAGGGAAUGAUUUGAGAGAGGCAUCGGAAUCGAUGGUUGGAAAGGCAAACGAUGAACCGCCAAAAACGCCUGAACACCAAAUUUAUCAAAAACAAGGUGACUAUUCCAAACCAUUCGCUUCAUGUGAAGAACAAUCUCAUGGAUUUCAUUCUUCGGAGAUUUCUCAAAAUUUGGGCGAUUCAAUUGAGUCAAAUGAUCAUGACAGCGAUGAGGAUGAAUUUGGCUUAAAAAAUAUGAACCUCUUCAAACAAAGUCUUGUUCACUCUUUUAUCAUCGAUACUGAGGAUACCUUUAUUAAGGAUGAGUUUUCAGAAGAGGAAUUAUCCGAAAUUGUUGAAAAAAAUAAAGAACAAAGUAUACCGGAAAUCGACGAAGAGAUUCUUGAAUACAUUGACACAUUUGCCAAGUUUCUAAUUGUUUGUUAUUUCUUUUUAGGAAUUUCUAUGGCACUUCGGAUGUGGGAUUUUGACGGAAUGGACACGUAGCAUUUCGGUGAGAAAUCGGCAUCAGUUUUUCCUUAUUUUUAGAUGAGUUUAGGCGCUUGGAACAGAAACUUUUUUAUAAAAGUUUCUUCUCCCAUUUUGUAGGGAAAUCAGCUCAGGAAAUCGAAAGGAAUUUGAAAC